Molecule: messenger RNA, 2496 nt
Organism: Oikopleura dioica
Lineage: Eukaryota; Metazoa; Chordata; Appendicularia; Copelata; Oikopleuridae
Source: the annotation of a GenBank genome assembly
AUGAAGAUAAAAUUUACCCAGAAUGAGUUUUCUUCCCACAUGGCUUUUGCCGUCGGUAGAAUAUACGAAACUGAUCAAAACUCGCUCGUAGACACGCAAGACCUCGUCGAACUACGAAUCAAUGGCGAUUACACGAGCGAAGAUGCAAGUGGCAUUCAAAAGUGGCUGUCCGGAAUCGGCCGCGAAUUCAGCCAGUACACUUUUCAUCUCAUUCAAGCUGGCGUCGAUCGCGAUUUCUUGCCCCAUCUAACAGACGAGCACUUGAAAGUCGACUGCCAAAUCACCAAUGGAGUCCACAGAACAAAAAUUCUAGAGGCAGUUCGCCGCGACGAGGGAGCAAAUGGACAUGACGAUGUGCAGGAUCCAAAGGAUGUCUUCGUCUGCUCCUGGAAAGAGGGUCAACUUCUGAGCGAGUCCCUCUGCGCCUACCUCCGUCUGCGAUCUUUCUCCGUCGCUACCAACUGGGGCUUGAUCCCGAAGUCCGACGAAGUCACCCUCCGCCACGAAUCGAACAUCGCUCACGCAGGUCACUUCCUUCUCGUCCUGACACCAGGUUGCCUUGAAAAUCUCAUUCAAAACGCCUGCGAAGAUGAAAACACUCUCGCUCUCGAUCCGUUUUAUCGCUGGAUCGUGACUGCUUUCGCUAAAGGUUGCAACAUCAUUCCAAUGGUGGCUCCUGGCUGGAAAUGGCCAGUGCCAGACAGUGUUCCCGAAGCGAUAAGAGAUCUGUGCUUCAUGAAUGGAGUCCGUUGGAGAUGGGGAUAUCAAGAAGAAAUCAUCAACAGGCUCCAGCGAUUCAUGACCGAUCAUGGCUCUCUUCAAAGCUUGACAUCAGUCAAUCGAGCUCAAUCAAAGAUGUCGAUGGCUAGCACAACUCAUGGCGAGUACGUCCUCCCUACUCCAGCUGAAAACCUCUCCCGACAACCAUCUCAAAGAAGCAUCACCUCUGUCACUUCUCGUCCCUCCCUCCGCUCUUUCGGCGGCUCGCCCCAGGCUGAUACAGGAAGUCAAAGAUCAAGGCACUCAUCCAGAGCUUCAGUUGCUUCUCAACAAAUCUCCAAAAAGUCCGUCAAUGUUCCCGUCGAGUACGAAUCCACCGAGCCCAGCCCAGAGCCUAUUUCCGACCCCGAGAUCGAGAUCGACGAUCAUCUUCAGCCAGUUGCAUCGUCAAAAGACGCCACUGAUCCCGAUGAUGAGCCUCUCGACAUGCUCAUUUCGAAAGUAGAAAAAGAUCUGAAAGUUCAAAGUGCUUUGCCGAUAGAAGAUGAUCUCCCUAAAGACGAAUCGCCCCUCCCUUCUCCAGAAAAAGUUCCCGAAAAAGCUGAAAGCAGUCUAACAGCAGCGUCGCUAGAAUCCGCCUCUCCACCGAAUACGCCUGAUAAGAAGAAAUCGUCUCAGUCCUCCCCCAAAAGCACCACCAAUCAAUCAAAUGACACACCACCCAUCGUCAUCGACGAUUCCGACGAGGAUGAUGGUGAGAACAACGACGAAUCACUCUCGGAAGACGCGAUGACGACCGUAACUGAAUUGACGAUGUCGUCGACGAUCUCGAGCGCGUCCGCCAAGCUCAAAAAGGGCAUUUCCAAAAGGCUCGGAAAAGCGAAAACUAAAACUUCGAAAGCGUUUUCUAAAGGGCUGAAGGGGCUCAAAAACUCCUCUGAAAAGCUGAAAUCAUCCCUGAAACGGGGUGAUAAGAAAAAAGCUGAUAAGGGUAACGAGGAGGAAAAAGAGGAGUUGGAAGAUAUCUCCGAUGAGAAAGAGACCAACUCUUCUCCAGAGGUGAUAGAAAAAACUAGCGGUGAUGAUAAUAAAAUAGAGGUGGAAGUAGUGGUAGAGGAAAAAGCUGAAGAAGCAGCGCCAGAAACAGAACCGGACUCGGGCGUGAUCAUCGAAAAGGAAUCGGCUGUUUUGGACACGGUUGUUGAAGAAACCGCGGUAGUUGUUGAAAAACAGGGUCAGCCAGUUUCUGAGACUAAGUCAGACGAGUCAAAAGACGAGCCUGAAAAGGAAGCCUCAACUAAGAUCGAGGCAGCCUCAGAUUCGAUUGAAAAAGCACCUGUAACGGAGGCUGAAACUGUUGAAGUGUCAGAUGAGCCGGAAAAAUCUGAACCAUCUGAGACUACAUCAGUUCCAUCUGAGCAAGUCUCUGUUGAGCCAGAUUCCGUCAAAGAUAGUGCUCCCGAAAUUGAGGCGCCAAAGGAGCCUGAAACGCCAGUUGAGUCAAGUUCUGUUUCUGAAUCUACUCCAGCCCCUGAAAUUUCAUCUGAACCGGUAUCAAAAGAACCCGAAAACUCGAAAGAGCCAGAAUCUGAGGAGAAAUCAGAACCAACCGUAGCACAAGCACUGGCUCAGGAUUUUUUGACUUCCGAGUCGGCUGAGCCAACUGAGCCAGUGGAACCAGCUGAGCCGGAAACUGAGCCUAGCUCGGCGACGGCAAAGCAAAAUAACACUCCGAAAAAAGGAGGAAAGAAAAAGAAUAAAAAGAGAAAAAAGUAA